This is a messenger RNA of Sus scrofa (pig), 8974 nucleotides long. RefSeq names its product NFE2 like bZIP transcription factor 2 (gene NFE2L2). Gene Ontology annotation, molecular function: RNA polymerase II cis-regulatory region sequence-specific DNA binding; DNA-binding transcription factor activity, RNA polymerase II-specific. Gene Ontology annotation, biological process: cellular response to oxidative stress; regulation of transcription by RNA polymerase II. The record is from RefSeq and is a predicted model, not a curated record. Gene Ontology annotation, cellular component: nucleus. Lineage: Eukaryota; Metazoa; Chordata; Mammalia; Artiodactyla; Suidae.
GAGUGGGGACUCAAGGGGUUGCGAAGGGAGUCGGGGCACUGCACAACACGCUCGCGGCCCCCGAGGGCUACGGGAUUGGGGUUUGGGGGCUACACCCACGCGUGUCGGUGCGAAGGGCGUCUUUAGCCGCGCCCCGGCCGCCGCAGCUGAGAAGCUGGAGACCCGGCCGGCGCCCUUCCCCUGUUUGAGUUGCCCGGAGGCGGCAGGGUAGGAGGGGGCGGACGGUGGCGGUCUGAGCCGGCGCGGCCCGGCCCUUCCGGGGCUGCGCUGCUCCCCCGCCUCGGAGCCGGCAAAAAUGUGCCUAGUCACGGGGCCGCUCUUGGGGGAACUGAGGUCUCUUCCUCUGCCCCCUGCCCCAUGACCCCUCUGGGCCGUCUAAGGGUGCUCCUUUGCGAGGUAAUCCGUCCAUCCAGCGGAUUGCUCGUAGACAGCUGGGCAAGAACGCCCAGCCCCCAGGGUGGGGGCGGGAGGAGGUCGCGAAGUGCCGCGCCCUCUUGCUGCCCCGACGUGAAGCGACUGAACUUAGCCCGCCCGCCCCCUCGCGCCAAGGACAUGGAUUUGAUUGACAUACUUUGGAGGCAAGAUAUAGACCUUGGAGUAAGUCGAGAAGUAUUUGACUUCAGUCAACGACGGAAGGAGCAUGAGCUGGAAAAACAGAGAAAACUUGAGAAGGAAAGACAAGAACAACUCCAAAAGGAGCAAGAGAAAGCCUUUUUCGCUCAGUUACAACUAGAUGAAGAGACAGGCGAAUUCCUCCCAAUUCAGCCAGCACAACACAUCCCGUCAGAAACCAGUGGAUCUGCCGACUAUUCCCAGGUAGCCCACAUUCCCAAACCAGAUGCUUUGUAUUUUGUUGACUGCAUGCAGCUUUUGGCAGAGACAUUCCCAUUUGUAGAUGACAAUGAGGUUUCUUCGGCUACAUUUCAAUCACUUGUUCCUGAUAUUCCCAGUCACGUCGAAAGCCCAGUCUUCAUUGCUCCUAACCAGGCUCAGUCCCCUGAAACUCUUGUCAGUCAGUUAGCCACUACUGAGGUAGACGACAUGCAACAGGAUAUUGAGCAAGUUUGGGAGGAGCUAUUAUCCAUUCCAGAAUUACAGUGUCUUAAUAUUCAAAAUGACAACCUUGCUGAGACUAGCACGGUUCCAAGUCCAGAAACCAAACCGACAGAAAUUGACAACUAUCAUUUCUAUUCACCAAAUCCCUCACUGGAAAAAGAAGUAGGUAACUGCAGUCCACAUUUUCUCAGCGCUUUCGAGGAUUCCUUCAGCAGCAUCCUCUCCACAGAAGACUCAAGCCAGAUGACAGUGAACUCAUUAAAUUCAUACGCAACAGGAAACACAGAUUUUGGUGAUGAAUUUUAUUCUGCUUUCAUAGCAGAGCCCAGUACCAGCAACAGCAUGCCCUCCUCUGCUACUUUAAGCCAGUCACUGUCUGAACUUCUGUAUGGGCCCAUUGAUCUCUCUGAUCUAUCUCUUUGUAAAGCCUUCAACCAAGACCACCGUGAAAGCACAACAGCAGAAUUCAAUGAUUCUGACUCUGGCAUUUCACUAAACCCAAGUCCCAGCAUGGCAUCACCAGAACACUCAGUGGAAUCUUCUAUCUAUGGAGACACACUGCUUGGCUUCAGUGAUUCUGAAAUGGAAGAGUUAGAUAGUGCCCCUGGAAGCGUUAAACAAAAUAGUCCUAAAACACAGCCUGUACAACCUUCUGGGGAUACAGUCCAACCCCUGUCACCACCUCAGGGUAAUAGUGCUCCAGUGUGUGAUGCCCAGUCUGAAAACACACCAAAGAAAGAAGUGCCUAUAAGUCCCGGUCAUCGAAAAACCCCAUUCACAAAAGACAAACAUUCAAGCCGCUUGGAGGCUCAUCUCACAAGAGAUGAGCUAAGGGCAAAAGCUCUGCAUAUCCCAUUCCCUGUAGAAAAAAUUAUUAACCUCCCAGUUGAUGACUUCAAUGAAAUGAUGUCCAAGGAGCAAUUCAAUGAGGCUCAGCUUGCAUUAAUUCGAGAUAUACGUAGGAGGGGUAAGAAUAAAGUGGCUGCUCAAAAUUGCAGAAAAAGAAAACUGGAAAACAUAGUGGAACUGGAGCAAGAUUUAGAUCAUUUAAAAGAUGAAAAAGAAAAAUUGCUCAAAGAAAAAGGAGAAAACGACAAAAGUCUCCAUCUACUGAAAAAACAACUCAGCACCUUGUACCUUGAAGUCUUCAGUAUGUUACGUGAUGAAGAUGGAAAGCCUUACUCUCCAAGUGAGUACUCCCUGCAGCAAACAAGAGAUGGCAAUGUAUUCCUUGUUCCCAAAAGUAAGAAGCCAGAUGUGAAGAAAAACUAGAUUUGGGCAUAUCUGACCUUUUCUGAGCUAGUGGAUUUUUUUUUUUUAAUACUAAAAGCUCCUACUGUGAUGUGAAAUGCAGAAAUAUACUUUAUAAGUAAUUCUAUGCAAAAUUAUAGUCAAAACUAGUGUAGAAAAUAUAAAACUUUGAAAAGCAUUAAAAUAAGUUAUCAGUAUGCUGAAUCAGUAGUUUCACUUUAAUUACAAACUUAAUUUCUUAGAACACCAUUUGGGCUAGUUUCUGUAUACGUGUAAAUACUACAAAAUCUUAUUUAUACUAUUCUUAUCUCAUUUGUUACGUUCAGAUUUAUACGAUACAACAUCUGGCUAAAAGCAAAUUGUUGCAAAACUAACCACUAUGUACUUUUUUAUAAAUACCAUAUGAACAAAAAUGGCAUUUUUUUAUAUUAAAUUGUUUAGCUCUGGCAAAAAACAAUUUAGUUGAAAAGUUGGUACUAAUAAAGAAUAUGACUCUUAAAGUGUUUCUCUGAAAUUCAUUUGCAUUUAUUCAUAGUAUCUUCUGUGACAAUAUGAAAAGCAUGCUAAAAUGGCAGAGAGUAUCAAAAAGAUUUCCUCUUUAGCAGUAGGUACAAGUGAAGCAAGAAAAAAUAAAAAAUGACAUACAUAUAGCAUGCACCCAGGUGGCAACAUUUGGAAAGUGUGGGAAACCCAUUCUAUUAGCAAAGAUGGAACACAGGAAAGUCUAAAGGUUCUAGGAGUCUAUUUGAGAAAGAAUAACUAUAUGGUUGACCGUAGAGGGAGAAAAAAAGGUGGGUCAGUAGAAUAGGACAUGGCAAAGAUCCUUGCUAAGCCUUUAAGAACUUUGGCUUUUACCUAGUGGGGAGCUUCUGGAGGUGUUAGGAGUAACAUCUGCGUUAAAAGCUUCCUCUGCCUUGGUGUUGGCAGUAGUCUAAAGGGUAAUGGUAGGAGCUGGAGACCAAUGGGGAGACUGAAAUAUUAACAUGGGACGUGGUGUCCUGGUUUAGAGUGAUAGCAGUAGUGAGAAAGCAUUGGAUUCUGCAUUGUUUUAAAGACAGAACUAAAAGGAUUUUCCAACAGAUGGAUUCAGGGUGAAGGCAGACUCAAGGCUAUGGUUCGAAGGUCUAGGUGGGCAAAUUAGUUCACUUUGGGACAUAGCCAGUGAUAAACAUGUAAAUACCAGGUCCAUUUAGAAUAAGCACCAUGUGCUAACUAUUCACUUGAAAGUCCUAUCAACCGGUUAGGACCAAAACACUGCACAUACCCUAGAGCCAGAUCGCCUAGGCUGCUGCAGUUUUCCUAGAACCACCUCCAGUGAGGCAAAGCACUCAGGCUGCUUCCUUAUCUGUAAAGCAGGGAUAAGUGCUGUUAAGCACUCUAUAAAUUGGGCAUUUUCUUUAGUCCUGUAUCAGCAUGCCCUUUGGUUGAUGGUGAAAGAAAGAAUUUGACUCAGCUGGCUGGAAAGCUCAGGCUUGAAGGCAACUUCAUGGACUAAUGGAACAAGGCAUUCAAACGCAGAUUAUGCUGUGGCCUGUCUGGAUCAAAACAUCCUAUAGUGGUGGUGACGACAUCCCUGGAAGAAACUAAACUUUUCCUAUCUCAGAAAACUCUCUUGAAUAAAGUGCCCUUAAACAAAAUUAGGGGUGGAGAUUGGGAGCAAAGGCAACAAUCUGUUACCACCCCCUACCUGGAAUUAACUGGCACCUACUACACAGGGGGAGAACACUGGGCAGACCAGAUCUUCUAGCACAACAGCAAAUUCCUUCACUGUUGGUGCAUUUAGAUUUCAAAAUGAGUUCCAAGACAAAACGCCAUAGAGCCUUUCAAUAUCUAAAUAUCACUUUCAAAUACUAAACAUAGAGAAUUAGGCAGAACUAAAUUUUAAAUAUAACAAAUCCUAACAACUUCCCUAUGACUAAAGUAGAUUUGUUUUUGCUUUUGAGGGCCACACCUAAGGCAUGUGAAAGUUCCCAAGCUAGAUGUUAAAUCACAGCUACAGCCACCCGGGAUCCGAUCCCUGUCUCCAACCUACAGCACAGUUCAUGGCAACACCAGGGAUUGGACGUGUUUCCUUAUGGACACUAGUUGGAUUUGUUUCCAUCACACAAGGGGAACUCUCAAUUUAAUUUCUCCAUCUGAAUGUGCAAUACACUUAUACCUGCCUCCUCAGAUUAAAUUUGGCUAUGCAAUUGUUAAGCCUUAUUGAACUCAAGUUUCUAGUUUUAAAAUGGGCACCUGUGCCUGCUGGAUUGAGAUAUAUCAAGCAUUCUAUUAGAAAUCUUAAUAUAGCAUGCUAGUGCAUGUUACAUUAAAAAUGUUCUUGCUAGGACUUAUUCUAUAGCCUAUGGAGAGGCUGCUCAACUGCAUCCCUGCUAUGGCUCAGUGGUAACGAACCCGACUAACAUCCAUGAGGAUGUGGGUUUGAUCCCUGGCCUCACUCAGUGGGCUAAGGAUCCGGCAUUGCCGUGACCUGUGGGGAAGGUCGGAAGAUGUACCUUGGAUCCCACAUUGCUAUGGCUGUGGUGUAGGCUGGCAGCUGCAGCUCCAAUUGGGCCCCUAGCCUGGGAAUAUGCUGCAGGUAUGGCCCUAAAAGGUGGUGGUGGUGGGGAUAAAAAUGUACCUGAUAUUACUUCCCAUACCCAUUCUUGUUUUUAAAUCUUAUAACUGAUACAAAGUAAUUCUAAUUCUUAUUUUAAAAAUAUUUACCAGGCCAGUUUCCACUUUUUGAAGAAAACUUAAAAGACUGUAAGAACCUUAAUGCUACAUGGAGGGAAAAAACCCUCACAUUGGCAUUAACUUCACUGUCACUCAUUAAAGUUGAGAAAUACUAUCUCCUUAAGCACCAUGGACCAGGCACCAGUAUAAGCUCUUUAAACCUGUUAUUUGAGUUUCCUUGUGGCACAGUAGGUUAAGGAUCCUACAAGUCACCGCAGCGACCAAGGUCAAUGUUGUGGCAUGCGUUUGAUCCCUGGCCUGCGAACUUUCAUGUCACGGGUACAGCCAAGAAAAAAACAAAACCCAUCAUCAUAUUUAACCUUCAGACUUACCGAGGUCAAGCUAUUAGCUCUUUUGCAAAAACAAACUAUGUGAAUACAAGAAUUCUGAAUCUUGACAAUAGCUUGAUCAGCAAAAAUUCCUUCUUUCACUAACAUUUAAUGAAAUUAAACAUCUCCUUCAAUGUUUACAAGCAACAAAAUACAACGGUAUUUGCAGUACCUCUGAUUUUGUCAUUAGUUAAAAAAUCCUAAUUUUCUAAGUUCCCUUCCCUGCUGCGGUGCAGAUUUGAUCCCUGGCCCAGGAACUUCCAUGUGCCAUGGGUGUGACAAAACAAAACAGAUACUGUGAAGUAUCUCAAAACACUUAUAAUCACAACUUCAAAAUUUUAAGUCAGACCCACCACUAGCCUUAUCUGAUGUUUUUAUAUUACUGAGUCAAACUUAACUUCUGUUAACUAUCCUGAAUGAAACUGUUAAUUCUAUGUAUUUAAUGCAUAUAAAAUCAUUCUAAGAGGUCUGCUGGCAUCACCAAACUGCCAAGGGGAACAUUAAAAAAAAGAAAAGAGAGAAAAAAAAAAGCACACUGCCAUGAACUGUGGUGUAGCUCGCAGACACAGCUCAGAUCCCACGUUGUGGCUCUGGUGUAGGCUGGCAGCUACAGCUCUGAUUAGAUCCCUAGCCUUAGAAUCUCCAUGUGCUGUGGGAGUGGCCCUAGAAAAGGCAAAAAGAAAACAACAAAAAAAACCCCAAGUAACUUGACCAAGGUCAACCUUCAGUUCUGAAUUUAAAUUUUACUGAUAAAACCUGAUAGCAUCCUCUUCCAGUAUCUACUGAAUAAAAGUGUUGAGUAGAUGACAACUGAGAUUAAAUCUAAAUAACUUAUCAGUUCUCUCUGACGCAGUUCUCUCCAGAUUUGUCUGCAGAACUAGACUAAUACAAUGCUUUUUUAAGAAAGAAAAUUAAGAGUUUGGCAGCAUCUCUGCAAUGCCAGGUUGCAGGUUUGAUCCCUGGCCUGGCACAGGUUAAGAAAUCCCAUGUUGUCACAGAUGCAACUGCAGCAUAGACCACUGCAGCUCUGCUGUUUCCCGGGCAGGGAACUCUCUACAUAGGGCAGCGAAAAAAGAAAAAUACACUUUAAUCUCCGGAUACUGCUAGUUAAAAUUUGAUAGAACCCUUCAUCCUUGUGAUAAGCUCUUUUAACUACUGUGAUGGCUAUAUACAUGUAGUGAAACUUAAUUUUUGCAUCUUCAAAGCUGUUGAGACACCACCCUUGUAUAUAUUAUUUAUCUGUAUUUGUCACCAAUAAAUCUGAGAAGUAAAACUGUAUAGAUCCACAUCUCUUAGCUUUUAGUACUUAACCUCUACCAGAUGAAUAUAGUUUAAUGCAACCUUACCAUUACCCAACUGUCUAAAAAUGUGAUAAAAAUGACAUACUUUUACCUGUUACCUUACUCUUCUCCCAACUCCUUAGUACUUUCUAUUCAGUUCUAAAUUGUUAACCUAAUGUAUUAACAGAGUCCCACUUUUGCAAAAUACAAGUAAAACAAAAUAAUAACUGCUGUCUAUGAGUACAGGGGAGAUUCCAAUUUAUCUUAUUCCCUAAAAUUUUGCAGUUUAAUGUAUUUUCAUUCUGAGAAAAUGUAAAUUUUAUUUUACGACUCAACUAUUAAACUAGAAUUAGAAGAUACUUAAGAGCUGCACAGAAAACCACUGCAUAAACUCUAUGAAAUCAACACUGAACACAAGCAAAAUAGGUCACAAUCCUGUUAACAGCUAAAAAACCUUUGUGAAAUGCUUCAGUUCACAAAGCAUUUCACAUGGUCUUUAACAACUUUUCACGUUAACAUCAAUGUUAUCCAAAUACAUGUGCUUAUAUAAAAAAAUCCCAUUAAAAUGAUACCUCACCAAUUUGUCAAACUCCAACAGAUUUUAUCACUUUACAUGGGUUAAACUGCAGAACAGUUUAAGACUAAAGUUUUCCCCAAUCCACCACCAUACCACAAAAUGCUAGAACCCUUCUCAAGAUUAAGAACCCAACACUUCCAAAGCAAAAAACAACCUAGUACCUUCCAACAUCAGGAUCCUGCUUUUAUCUUUAUCCCAAAUUGUUUUUCACCUAAUUAGCCUUAACUAUAAUUUUCCUCCAAGUUCAUUGGUUCCUCACCUAACACCCAAGUUAUCUCAUGUACUGUACAUCCUUCAAGACCUAAAUCCUUAGGUAGUAAUAAACUGAUUUUUUCCACACCUAUUUCUCAUGCAAUCCACUUGUUUCAUAUUGAAUAGAAUCCACAUCCUUUAAACUGAUAUGUGACAACUUAUUCUAAAUUUCCUGUUUUUACUUGCUAGUAAUGUAUGUAAUGUCCACCUAUACAGCAUUUAUGUCACAUGAACCUUGUGAAGUGACAAAACAACACACACAUUUCUAAAAAUAUUUUAAUGAAAAAGUUAUCUUUCUGUAAACAUUUCAUUAUACUACAAAUGAAACAUUUGAAUCCAUUACAGACCACCUCUUAAGUCUUAAAAAAUCAGAGUAAAACAUUGAAAUUUAAAAGUAAUCUUGUUCAUAUAUCCUUAUUACCCCUGCACAUUAGCAUGCUCACUACUUUGUGAUAUUACUGGAAUUCCAAGACACCAGCAUUAGAUAUUUCAAAUUGUGACUUAGUAUUAGAACUCUCAAAACCAAGUGUAUUUCAACUGUUCCUUAACAAAUUGUCUUUGAUACCAAUUUUUUUUAAAGUAAUGAAAUGUAAAUUGAGUUUGUCCCUUUUUUUUCUAAAGAAAUGUGUGGGAAGCUGUAACCUAAGAGUUGCUUUGACAAAAUCAGUUAGGGUUUGCCUUCAUCAUCUCCCCUUGUAUAAAAUAUCCUUUUGUUUACUGGUGCUGACUUAGGAGCAUCCUAUUUUUCAGAAAUAACAGUGGAACUACAUUUAAAUAAAAAUCACUUUAUUUCAUAAAGAAAUGAGAUGGACUGGAAAAGAACCACGCUUUUAAAAAACGUUUUCUAUCUUAGGAAAUUGCUUUACUAAAAACCAUGUUGUAAAUAAUUUGUCAUUAAAGGCUAUUUAUUACCUUAUUGAACACUUCAUUCUCUGGUGAUGUGUAGAAAUUCAUCCCUCAUUUAGGUACAGAAAGAGACCCAACCAUUUCUGAAAAUAAAGUCUAUGGCAAACUACUCCUGUUUAUGUAAGAACUUCACUGAUUUUUAAUUUAGAAACCAGUUUUAAUCACCUGCCCCACCAAGUGUUAUUUUUUUAAAAAGUGAUUUAACAUCUAAUCUCAAAUUUCAACAAGCCCUUCUAAGGCAGCAGUAAUAGCCCUUAUGAACAAUCAGCAUCUGAUAUGAAUAAUAAUUGAGUAACAUUUUAACUACUCUUUGGAAAAGCUUGUCUUUUAGAAAGGAGCUUUAGUGUAAGUAGGCUCCCACUGCUUCUGGGUAACAGGUUAAACACAAAAAAAACUAAAAAAAAGAACCAAAAAUUUUAUUCUAUUAAUCCAAAUAAUUCCCUAUAGUCAUAUGCAAGAGAACGUAUUUAUGUAUGAGGCCACCUGAACACCUGUAUGAUCUGACAAUUGUGAAAGUUCAUUCUUUUUCCCUAGGAAGAGGACUGGAAGCUUAAUGCUUGCUACAAGUCAUGCUUAUUACAAAAACCCUUCAAAAAAAAAAAAAAAAA